AUGGCUAAGACAAGGAGUAUGACUAGAAACCAGAAUCAUGAUGAUGAUGCAUCAUCAUCAUCUAGCAGGAAGAAAAGGUUCAAGACUUGUGACAACCGUGUUAUGUCACAUUGGUCAGACCUUAGCCAUGAUAUGCUUUUUGUAGUUACAAUGCAAUUGGGAAUAUUUGAUUUUGUUUCAUUCAGUGGAGUUUGUAAGUCAUGGAGGUCAUUUGCACUUUGUAACAUGAAGAGGUUUAUGGCAUUCAAACCACCCAUGUUGAUGUGGAUCUCUAAUGAUGCAAAUAUGAAAGAGUGCUACUGCUACCUAAAGGAUUUUAAAGGAGGAAAGCGCAAAACCCUACUUCCCCAUUCCACGGACACUAAAUGUAUCAGAUUAACUUGUGGUUACUUGGUGAUGUUAAGUUUGAAAACCAACGAUUACUGGCUUGUGAAUCCUAUCACGAGGCAUGAACUUCAUUUCCCUGCUGUUCCCUGUUCACCAAAUCUUAAUCCAUUCAGGGCUAUCCUGAUCUUUUCACCUUCCCUAUCUGGGUGGUUGUUUGUUCUUAUUCAGAGAUUCUCCCGUUUAAUAUGGUUUUCAAUAGUGGGUACAGGUGCAUGGAAUCAUGUCUCCUGUGCUAUCCCCAUUCUUGAUUUACAUGUUUUCCAAGGUAAGAUGUAUACCCUAAACAAGUGGUGGGAUUUGUGUGAAAUGAGACUUGGUCCAGAGCCCAAAUUGACAUUACUUGAAAUCAGGAGUUUUCCAAAGAGACGCUUCAUCCAUCCGUUGCUUGUAAGUUCGGAUGAAAACCUUUAUGUGAUGGAUGGUUAUAGUUUAAAAGUUCCGUUUGAGGAAAUGGAUUUUCGUGAAAUGAAAUGGGUGUCACUAAAAGAAAAGACAAUAGGAAAAUAUGCUUUCUUUUGUAGCGACUUUGCGUAUAGGACUGCUAUAAUACCAGAGUCGUGGGCUGACUCUCUGUCACAAUACAAAAGAUAUGAGAUCUUUCAUAACAUUACUGAGAAAUGUCAAAAAGGCAGGUUGCAACAUCUUACUAUUGAGAAUAUGCAAUUUGCAAUGAUUGGAGUCAAAGAAGAUGGCGAUGCAAUUACAAAAUAUUUAUACCCAUUGGUUCCUAAAUUUAUUAACUCAACUGAUUCUGCUACCGAAACCAUUCACAGCCGUCAAUCAGUAAGUGUAGGAAUGGCUAGAAACCAGAAUCAUGAUGAUGAUGAUGCAUCAACAUCUAGCAGGAAGAAGAGGAUUAAGACUCGUGACAACAGUGGUGUGGGGCCUUGGUCAGAACUUAACCAUGAUGUGUUGUUUUUAGUUAUGAUGCAACUGAGUUUCGUUGAUUUUGUUGCAUUUAGUGGAGUUUGCAAGUCAUGGAGGUCAUUUGCACUCAGGAAGAGGUUUAUGGCAUCCAGACCACCCAUGUUGAUGUCCAUCUCUGAUCCUUCUUAUAUGAAUUCAUACUACUGCCACCUGAAGGACUUUGAUGGAAGAAAGUUCAAAACCCUCCUUCCCCAUUCUGUUGGCAGGAGGUGCGUGUUUGUAGUUAUAGAUAGACUCUACUUCAAUAUAUGGUUUUCAGUAGAGGGUAAAGGAGCAUGGAAUCAUGUCUCCUCCACUUACUCCAUCCUUGAUUUACACGCUUUCAAGGGGAAGAUAUAUGCCCGAAGCAACACUUGGCGUGUGUAUGAAAUGAAACUCAAUCCAAAGCCCAAAUUGACAUUACUCAAAAUCAAGAAUUUUCCAAAGUCAAAAUCAGCGAAUCCGGUGUUUGUAAGUUCAGAUGAGAACCUUUAUGUGAUGGAUCACGGUUUAAAAGAACCGAUUGAGGAACUAGAUUUUGGCGAAAUGAAAUGGGUAUCACCAAAAGAAAAGACAAUAGGAGAAUAUUCAUUUUUUUGUAGUGAUUGGAAGUAUGGUGUUGUAUUUAACCCAGAGUUGUGGAUUGGCCCUCGGUCACAGUUAAAGAGAUAUGAUUGUUUCUGUCGUCACACUACUACUGAUCAGAAAUGUCCAAAAGGCAGCUUCUUUUCUACAAGGAUGUGGUACUUCCCCCAUAGUUGUUUGAAUGUUGAUAUCAUAGAUGGGUGA
Lactuca virosa is the source of this 2082-nucleotide messenger RNA. The record is from the annotation of a GenBank genome assembly. NCBI's taxonomy places the organism in Eukaryota, Viridiplantae, Streptophyta, Magnoliopsida, Asterales, Asteraceae.